This is a messenger RNA of Mesocricetus auratus (golden hamster), 1350 nucleotides long. Its product is annotated as preferentially expressed antigen in melanoma-like protein 7. Gene Ontology annotation, biological process: negative regulation of cell differentiation; negative regulation of DNA-templated transcription; negative regulation of apoptotic process. The transcript is spliced from 3 exons. Bases 1 to 1350 code for a protein of 449 amino acids. Lineage: Eukaryota; Metazoa; Chordata; Mammalia; Rodentia; Cricetidae. Gene Ontology annotation, cellular component: cytoplasm. The record is from RefSeq and is a predicted model, not a curated record.
AUGAAUUUCCAGGACCCUCUCACACUCCUGCAGCUGGCAGCACAGAGCCUGGUAAAGAAUGAAACCUUGGCCAAGUCUGUUCUGCAGGACCUGCCAAAUGAUCUCUUUCCCCCACUGUUCAAGGAGGCCAACACUCAGAGAAAAGCAAGUUUGAUUAAGGUCCUGGUGGCACAGUGGCCCUACCCUCAUCUUCCUGUUGGGUUGCUGAUGAGCAACCCCACCUUGGAGACCCACCAGGCUAUGUUGGAUGGGGUAGACACAUGGCUGAGACGAAGGUUUUGCCCCAGAGGGCAGAAGCUUCAAGUGGUUGACUUGAGGAACGUCCAAGGAAAGAAUUACCGCUCUACAUCCAUACUGAAGCAUCGUUUGGAGGUCGUCACUGAACUUCAGCUCCCCCAGGACGAAUACCAGACACAGCUGUUGCAGUGGAUAGAGAAGAGAAAGGCUUCCCUGCAGCUGUGCUGUGUGAAGCUGACAAUUGGGACAUUAUCAUUCCACAGUGUCAGGAACGUCUUAAAAUUUUUACAGCCAGAGUUCAUCGAGGAGUUGGAAUUGAAUACAGUGUGGAGUCUCUCCACACUGGCAAAGUUUGUACCUUACAUCACAAAGAUGAAGAGUCUUCACAAAGUGCUGCUAGUACGUGUCUUCCAAGGAAGGACAUUUCCUGACACAGAGGAGAAGCAUGUCUCCAAAGUCAUUUCUCUCUUUUCCAAACUCAGCCUUCUGCAGGAUCUCACCAUAGAGGAUGUCUACUUCCUCAAUGACCACGUGGCACAGUUGCUUAGGUGCCUGACGACUCCCUUGGCGUGCCUAACCAUCUCUCUCUGCAAGUUCUCACAGUCAGACUUGGAUUCCUUUGCCCAGUGGAAUCACUCCAGACUUAAACACCUUCAGUUGAGAGGCCUCAUUUUAAGUGAUUUGGAUUUCACGCCUCUCAGAAUUUUCUUAGAGAGUGUCGCAGACACCCUGCAAACCCUGAAAAUAAAAGACUGUGGGAUGAAGGAUGCUGACAUCAGGGUCCUUCUUCCUGCCCUGAGCCAACUCUCCCAGCUCACCACCAUCAAUCUCAUCGACAAUGACUUCUCCACAGAUGUGCUGAGAGAACUUUUGCACCACACUGCCAACCUCAGACAGCUGACUAGGGAGCUGUACCCAGCUCCUAAGGAGGUCUAUGAUGACUCUGGCUAUAUCCAAGUAGAAGAAUUUUCCCAACGUUGUGCUGAGCUCAAGGACACACUCUUCUCUAUAAGGCAGUUCAAGGCACUCCGCUUUGGGAGCACUGCCUGCUAUGACUGUGGCCAACGUUAUAUGCAUGAACUGGAGACCACGCUUUGUGAGUGCCCACUCUAA